UUUAAAUUUCUCAACGUAUCAGUUUAUUUCAACGUUCGAAAGUUUUGUCUUGAUACUUCCUAGACGAAAUCUUUCAAAAGUCAUUCUCAAAUAAAAUGGCGUCGUUGUCGAGUCUAUUGCCUGCGCCUACACAGCAGGUGUGGGAUCGUGAUGAUGAGAGGAAAGCCAAGCGUGUUGGUAGUGCCUUAGUAGUAUCACAGACCAGUGUGCCUCCAUAUGGACAGAGGAAAGGAUGGGUUCCCAGAGCAGAGGAGGACUUUGGAGAUGGAGGAGCCUUCCCAGAGAUCCAUGUGGCUCAGUACCCGCUGGGCAUGGGUGCCCGAGGCAAGGAGAGCACUUCCAAUGCCUUAGCCGUCCAGUUAGAUGAGUCGGGGAGAGUUAAAUACUCGGCUAUUGCUAGACAAGGCCAUAGUGCAGAUAAGAUAAUAUACUCAAAACUAACAGACUUGUUGCCUUCGGAAGUACUAGCGGAAGAUGACCCGACACUCCAGAAACCUGAUGAUGAAGACAUUCAGGAUAUCACAGAAAAGACAAAGCUAGCUUUAGAAAAACUGACCAAUGCUAAAAUAUCCGCCGCUAUGCCUGUUAAAGCUGCUCCCAAAGCUGCUCCGGCACAAUACAUCAGAUACACGCCGGCGCAGCAAGGAGGACAGUUCAAUUCUGGGGCUAAGCAGAGAGUUAUCAGAAUGGUAGAAGCCCAGUCGGACCCGAUGGAGCCGCCCCGGUUCCAGAUAAACAAGAAGAUCCCCCGCGCGGCGCCGUCCCCCCCGGCCCCCGUGCUGCACUCCCCCCCGCGACGGGUGUCCGUCAAGCAACAGAGAGACUGGAAGGUACCACCUUGUGUGUCACACUGGAAGAACGCUAAAGGUUACACAAUACCUCUAGACAAGCGUCUAGCAGCGGACGGGAGAGGGUUACAACAAGUACACAUCAAUGAAAACUUCUCAAAAUUAGCUGAAGCGCUUUACAUCGCUGACAGAAAGGCGCGAGAGGCCGUGGAGGCGCGCGCGCAACUUGAGAGGAGAUUAGCGCAGAGGGAAAAGGAGAAGAAAGAAGAACAUCUUAGGAUGUUGGCUCAGAGGGCUAGGGAUCAUAGAGCUGGUAUUCGAGCGCCAGACGAGGACCCGGAGAGUAAUGAGGUGGACGAGAGCGGUCUGACUGCCGCCGAGAGAGACAAGCUCCGAGCUGAUAGGCACAAGGAGAGACAGAGGGACAGGAACCUGGCCAGGGCGGCGCCUGAUAAGAGAUCGAAACUAGUAAAGGACCGGGAACGUGAUAUUUCUGAACAGAUCGCCCUCGGCCUGCCCGCGAAGUCGAACCAGGGCGGCGAGGCUAUGUUCGACCAGAGACUGUUCAAUAAUAGCAAAGGAAUGGACAGCGGUUACGGCGACGACGAGGCGUACAACGUGUAUGACAAGCCGUGGCGCAACCAGGACAACGUGGGCGCGCACAUCUACCGUCCCUCCAGGAACGCUGACAAAGACAACUACGGCGGAGACAUUGAUGCUAUUGUUAAUACUCGCAGAUUCGUAGCCGACAAAGAGUUUGCGGGAACGAGCAGUAGUAACAGUCGCGCUGGGCCGGUGCAGUUCGAGAAGGAUGCACCCUCUAGUAGAGACGAACCUUCCCAGUCGCGCAGUAACCAGCCGGACGCGGACUUCGACCCGUUCGGUCUGGAUCGGUUCUUGAGUGAAGCCAAGCGAGCCGACAAAUCGGGCCGGAAGCGAGACCACCACGACCGACACGAUCAACACGGGAAGAAGAGGAGGGAUUAGUUGUACGGACGCUGUAUAUAAGCAUUAACACGCUAGUUUUAAUAUUUUCAAAUAGCAAUAAGACUAGGAAUGAUUUUGUAUUGUACAAACAUUCUAUUGAGGUUUUAUGUAUGUAACUGUACCCUUAGUACAAGUUUGUUUUACGUUUAAUGAAAUGGCGAGAGUCUCCGUUCGGCGCUCUGAUUGGUUGCUCCAUUCGUACCGGCCAAUCACGAUGCCGAAUGCCGAAUUCGCUUCGUUUAACGUAAAGCAAACUCAUACUAAGUCUACUGUAUUAGUUGUGGUCGUGUUUUGACAAGUUUGUUGGUACUUUGUGUGUUAGAAACGCACAAAUUCAAUUUAUGUAAUUGUUGGGGAUGUCAAUUACUAAUUAAUGCAUGAAAUUAUUCCAUAAAAAGCAGGCAAAAUUGAAACUUUUAACCUAGGUGUAUGAAUGUGUUGGAAGCUAAAGAAGUAUGUAAAGGUGCGUAGUUGCUAGUGCUGUGUAGUUUCAGCGUACCUCUGAGCAACGAAGACAUUAAAUUUUGGAACUUGCACUUUACUUUUUUAUUCCAAACACAAUGUAAAAUAUUUUACUUCUUGUCAAUUUGGUAAUGUAACCAACUUGGUUGUCGGUAACCAAAUUAAUCAACCCUAUUGGUAGUUUUGGUACGGUUAACACGGUUGCGCAACUAUGAGCUCCUAAUAAGGGGUGAUUUUUCCAACACCCGAUAACUUUGGAGGAUUAAUUUUGGAUUUAUUUGUUGUUCCAUACAAAAACAGUAUCAGUACAGUCAGGUAUUAAUUUUAUUCUGUCCAUUGAAAAAUUAGGACCCUUAAAAUCUAGUCUAGAUAAUUGAAGACCUAGAGACAAGAAAAGCAAUAUUUCUGGACCAAGAUGUAUAUAGAGCAGCAAUGUUUAACUAUAAGCUCUUCCUUAUAAAAUUCUCAAAAUAUGACCACAUUUCUAGUUACUCUGUAUGUAAUUAAGCAAGCUUUAUGUUAUAAAUAAAAUUUGGUUGUAAUUA
Molecule: messenger RNA, 2782 nt
Organism: Spodoptera frugiperda (fall armyworm)
Lineage: Eukaryota; Metazoa; Arthropoda; Insecta; Lepidoptera; Noctuidae
Gene: Bx42
Product: puff-specific protein Bx42
Exons: 13
Coding region: 96-1775 (559 amino acids)
Biological process (GO): mRNA splicing, via spliceosome
Cellular component (GO): spliceosomal complex
Source: RefSeq, a predicted model, not a curated record